Molecule: messenger RNA, 1059 nt
Organism: Didymodactylos carnosus
Lineage: Eukaryota; Metazoa; Rotifera; Eurotatoria; Philodinida; Philodinidae
Source: the annotation of a GenBank genome assembly
AUGCAUUGGUAUUCAGCUAUUAUUUCAUUUGUUUAUUUGUUACUAGCAAUUAACGCAAACGUCGUUGAACGUUUUGAAGGCACACGAAUUUCAGUGGGCGUGAGAAAUCAUCAACAACAAGCAAAAACUGUCAACGAACCUCCAGUGCCAACUGAAAAUGUGAAAUUAGUCGAAGGCGAUAUUGCUGUACCAUCUACGUCUGAAAUGAGAAANGUUAUCACCCGCACAAUGCAUUGGUAUUCAGCUAUUAUUUCAUUUGUUUAUUUGUUACUAGCAAUUAACGCAAACGUCGUUGAACGUUUUGAAGGCACACGAAUUUCAGUGGGCGUGAGAAAUCAUCAACAACAAGCAAAAACUGUCAACGAACCUCCAGUGCCAACUGAAAAUGUGAAAUUAGUCGAAGGCGAUAUUGCUGUACCAUCUACGUCUGAAAUGAGAAAUAUGGUAUUAUCCGCACGUAAAUGGCCUGGUGGUGUUAUACCGAUUGAGUUUGAACCAGGUUGGUAUACGCAAGACGAGCAAAAUAAAAUUAUCAAUGCCAUGCUAAAAAUAAGUGAACAAACAAAUGAUUGCAUCAAAUUUGUUUGGCGUGAAAAUAAUCCAACAUGGUUACGAAUCUUUCCUGGCACUGGAUGUUGGUCAUAUUUUGGAAAAAUUUAUGAUAGAGGUGCUCAAGAUUUAUCAUUAAGGAAAGACUGGAAUUAUAAUUGUGUAGAUCAAGGAACAGUUAUUCAUGAAAUUGGACAUGCAUUAGGUCUUGCUCAUGAACAAACACGGCCGGAUCGUGAUAAUUAUAUUCAAAUUCAAUGGAACAAUAUUGAAGAUUCACAAAGGUUUAAUUUUGAUCGUUAUGCAGCAAGUGAAGUGAAUCUAUUCAACCAUGGUUAUGAUUAUGGUUCAGUAAUGCAUUACGCUCAAGAUGCUUUUUCCAAAAACGGCAAACCAACAAUGAUCCCUACUUAUCCGGGCUGGGAAUCAUGGGUUGCACAAAUGGGUCAUGCAUCCGAAUUAUCAGCCAAUGAUGUUGAUAAAAUCAAAAAGCAUUAUGGAUGUGCUUAG